Molecule: messenger RNA, 7760 nt
Organism: Lymnaea stagnalis (great pond snail)
Lineage: Eukaryota; Metazoa; Mollusca; Gastropoda; Lymnaeidae
Source: the annotation of a GenBank genome assembly
GUAAAACCGCAAGGAAAUUACAAUAUGGCGACCAUUGUUUACUUCGGUUACACAGCUGACUGUUUCGUGUAAACUCUUGUAUCAGGGUUUGCAUGCUAGUGUUGAUUCAAUCUACAUUCAAGGAUAUAAUGGUGAUAUUUGUAAGAUCAGCCACUGAUGAGACAAAACAAUCCCUUUUAACUGAAAGAAUGCCGCCGACAAGCAGAAAUAUGUUUAGAAAGGUUCUGGCAACGAUUGAGAUUUUGGUUCGUCUGGCAUUGAUGAUCAUAGCUCGCUUUUGGAAAAUGUGCACAACAGGACUACUUAUCGGUACAUUAUUGUUUUGGACUGAAGGAGGUUCAUAUGCAUUUUGCUUUUUUGUCCUUGGAGUUUUUGGCUUGAUGUAUCACGCCCAAGAUAUGCUCUUGUAUCAUCCGGACUCUCCCCCUGAUUCCAGAAUCAUGGUAAUCACUCCAGAUGCUUUUCAAAUGCCAUUUGAAAAUCAUUUUAUAAGAACAAAGGAUGGUACACGAAUAAAUGUUGUUCUAAUCAAACAGAUGCAUAGAUCAGCCUUAACAGUUGUUUUCUUCCAUGGUAAUGCAGGAAAUAUAGGACACAGGUUUGAAUUUUUUGUUUUCAAUUUCACCAGUCACUGAGUCAUUUGAAUUUGAGUCAGUGGAAUAGAUAAGUAGGCGUAAUUUACUUUGUAUUUGAGAUUAGGUGAUAUUAAAAUAUUUGGGUCAAGUAUCACUUGAACACAUUGUGAUUGUUUUUUUUAUAACAUGUUCAGUAGGGCAUAUCUGGGUAUCUUUUAAAAAUGUUAUUAAGUUAUUACAUAUGAUUAUGAUAUAAGUAAGCUAACAAUAUACUUGCUAAUGCUAUGGGGAGAAUAGAUACUGCUUAACUUUUACUGUUAUUACUGUACUAGUAUUAUUUCAUUUUCUCUUUAUUCUCAGGCUUCAAAAUGCACUUGGAAUUUAUUCUGUUUUGAAUGCUAAUAUCUUGAUGGUGGAAUAUAGAGGUUAUGGGAAGAGUGAGGGUAACAUAAGUGAAUCAGGUAGAGUGCAUACAUUAAAUGAUAAAGCUGGUAAUUAUGAUACUGCAGCUCUUUUAAUCUUUAGCUUAUCAGAGAUUUGCAAUCUUUUUGUAUUAUUGAUAUUGUAUUUUAAGAUAUUCUUGUGUUUUGUAUUGUUUUGUUCGCAUUCAGCUGAAAUGUUUGUUUUAUUGCCUUUUUUUUUUAUAUUAUUCAAGCUUCAACUUACCUUGUUUUUAAGAUUUCUUUCAAAUGGUUUGAAUGCAGUUUCUACUGUAUUUUCUUCUUAAAAAGAAAGAUUACAUGCAUGUGAUACAGCCAUGGCUUGAAAAUUUAAUCUGUGUACAAUCCAUUAAACCAAUACUGGUACUUAUAAAUUUAAUAACUUGGACAUUUGUAUAAUUUUAACUUGAUUAUUCCAGUGCAUUAAUAAUUUUGCAACUUUGUCUAGAGUUGUUAUGGAAAACCGAUUGUUUAAAUAUUGCUUUGUCACAUUGUUUCUGCUGUUUGUUUAAGGUCUAUACCAAGAUGCUGAAGCUGCCAUGGAUUUUCUACUGAAGCGUCCAGAUAUUGACCCAACUCAGAUCGUUGUGUUUGGGAGAUCUCUGGGUGGCUCUGUUGCAAUAUAUCUGGCAUCUUCCCAGUUCUAUGGGCCCAAAAUAGCUGCUGUCAUUUUGGAGAACACAUUCACAUCUAUUUACGACAUGAGCCUCAAGAUCCUUAGGCUAGCUUGUAUAAAGUAUAUACCUGGGUGGUGCUACAAAAAUAAAGUAAGUUGUUUCUACAAUUUUUUCCUUUAAAGUUUCCAACUGGUCAGCAUAGAGUAGGAAUGAGUUUUUGGUGUCAUAUUGUUAGGGUUGAAGAGCUAAACUUUGAUCAAAAGUGAGAAAAAGGUGAGAACUUUCUAUCCACUUAGCACAUCUGGUACACUGGUAAACAAAACAACUCUUUUACCUGCACCUAUUUAUCCCAGCUGAUAAUUUACACAUAAUAUAAUAUGAUAUGGGUAUUUGAUUUGAUUUUGCCUGGGGUCAAUUUUGCUGCAUUAGUAUAAAAAGACCAAGUCACAAUCCAUUCAUUCAAUUUCCCAACUGUAAUUAUUUCUAUUUCAGUUCCCAUCAGUUCAGAGAAUAGAAUUGAUCUCUACCCCAAUUUUGUUCCUCAGUGGGACCAUGGAUGAAUUAGUACCUGCCAAGAUGAUGAAGGAGCUAUACAGUGUGAGUUUAAUUUUUAUUUAUUAGGGGCUAUUUGUAAUUUUUAAAAAUAUUUAUAUUGAGUAGAAUCAUAAAAUUUAGCAUGAAAAUUAUAUAAUAAAAAUAAGAGAUGCAUCGUUCCCUUAAAAUUAAUAACAGUAAGCACACAAUUUUACACAUUUGAACAAUUUACAUGCCUAGGUUUUUUGUUUUUAAAAAACAUGCCUAGGUUUGAGUUCAUUUAGUUUGCUUAGUAGUGAUAUCUUAGAGUUUUUUUUAAAAAUAUAAAUGAUUUCAUGAUUUGAUUCACUGACAACCAAUUAUGAAAGCACAAGGUGUAAAAUCUUUUUGUUGGUGCAAUUUGAUUAUUUUUUUUACAUUUGCUGACAUUUUAUAAGUCGUGUUCAUGACUAUGUCCAUCUUAAUCUAAGAGACUGUCAGAGAUGUUACUGGCCUUUCCAUGCAAAAAAAAAAAAAACGGGGGGGGCGCAUUCAGGGGGUAGCCAUGUAAACUAACCCUUAUCAAAACAUCUGAAGCCAAUCUACUAACUAGAGCAGUGGCUCUCAACCUUUUUAGUGCCGCGACCCUUUUAUACAGUUACUGGUGUCGUGCCGACCCCCAGCUAUACACUUAUUUUCGUUGCUACUUCAUAGCUGUAAGGAUAUGUGUUUUCAGAUGGUCUUAGGCGACCCCUGGGAAAGGGUCCCGCGACCCCCAAAGGGUUGAGAACCGCUGAACUAGAGGCUUUUUUUUUUCCUACUAUGAAACUAAAUCAAGUUUUUAACAGAUACGUAACUUUAUCAUUCAAAAAAACAUCCUAGCUGACAAAAAAACUAUUAAUGGUAAUAAGAACUGUAAGCACCAAUUCUUGUUUCAGAGGUCAAAGAGCAAUCUGAAAAGGCUUGAGUGUUUUGCCAAUGGAACACAUAACGACACCUGGAUGUGCCCUGGCUACUACGAGGCUUGGAUGAGGUUCAUCCCUGAGGUCAGCCUACCUAAAUUAAAUUAAGAGUCCAGGGUGGUGAAUGAUCAGUGAGAUGUGUGUCAUAAUAGUUGUUUUGCCUCACAUGCUAACUCCAUUUCACAUUUAAAGAGGAUUAUCUUUAAAUAAGCUUAAUCCACAAGUUUUAUAAAUCUAUGCAUAUUAAUUAUCAAACUGAGCAAAAAUGAUUAUCUGGCUCCCUGUAGGCCCAAGAUCUGGGUGCAAUACAAUACAACAACCGUUUACAAUACAAUGAUGUUAAUUUCAGUAAGAGCAAAAAUCAUGUUACAAUGUGUUUUUAUUGCUUGUCAUUUUUUUUUUUUUGUAUAAUGUAUUCUAAAUUAGUUUUUUCAAUGGAUGAUGUCAUCAAAAUCUUGAAAUUUCUGCUGUUUAUUUCUUUUUUUUCAUUUACCUCUACAUGUACUUGUAUUUUUAUAGUUAUUGAGUUUUUAUCUCUGGUUUUUCUUCUUCUUCUUCUUUAUUUUAAGGGCCCACGAUCAAUGAAUUGAUCAUUCUGGCUCCUAUGUUUCAGAGGGGUUUGCGAUGUUACUGUCCAUGGGUUUCAAUGGGAUACUUCACUGGUUGCAAGGUGGAGGCAAUAGACACAAAUGUCUCGAGUGUAGCCGCCUCAACUGUUGCUUUUGGAAGCUUGUUCCAGUCCCCUAUUGUCUUCGGCAGGAAUGAGGAGCUUCUGUACUUUGUUCUUGUUUUUACCAGCCGGAACUGUUUGUCGUGACUUCGUCGCAGUCUGGGGGGAAGAUGAACGAGUUUCUGUUUGAUUCCGAUUUUUUUUCAUCAUAAUUGUUGAUGGUCUCUUUAUCUCUCUUGAAAUGUCAUUCUCAUCAUGAAAUUUAAGAAGCAUAUUUGUCACCAGCUUUAUUGAAUAGCACUCAAGCAGUUUAUUUCAUUAACUCAGCAAUUGUCCAUAACCGUCCCUGAUAGUUCAUUUCUGGAGACACUGUUUUACCCUAUGUUUUAUAUCUCCCAGGCCUUACGACAUCAGCCACAGUUGACAAGAGAGCUGGACAAAGAAUAUACACUGGGCUCCGUUGUUUCCAUAUAGCCUGACCCAGUCAAAGUCCAGCAGGAGCGAGCAAGAGUCAAAAUGGGAUGAAAGCUACUCAGACUUUACAUGCUGGUGCCUUAUUAUUUUUGUAUACUGCAUCAAAAUGACUUAUGGACCAGGAUUUGACUUGUAUCACAACCGGAACUUGAAAUUUGUUAAACAUUUAGGAACAAGUUUCUUUUUUAAAUGUUAGAAUUGUAAUAUACCAAUCAAACCUGUGCUUGGAAGUCUAGCAAUAAUGAGAUGCAAGCUGGCAUGCUUAUCUUACCUUUUUAUAAGAGUAUUGGUCUUACCUUUGUCACUGAUGAAUUUUUUUUUUUUUUUUUAAGGCAUUAAAAUUCUGCUUUCAUUUUGUUGUUUUUUUAUACCAGUUAAAUACACUCUGGGAUGUCCCUUUGCAGUUUAUUUUUGUCCCCCCUAAGAAUAAAAAUCCCAUCCAUGGCAACUGCAUGAGGUGGAGUUACAUACCCGGAGCACUAAUUAGUAGAGUGGGGCGCUUGACUUUAUCAUGUGAUAGCAUCUCAUACAACGCAGUUUGAGAUGCACUUUGAUGUACAGUGGAUCAAGGCCGAAAUAAAAAGAAAAUUACUCAUGCUUCUGACCUUAAACAAAUUUGUCAAGGCCCUAAUACAAAAAGCCACUCAUACAACUGUAUCAAGACCCCAAUAUAACAGUGGUUAGAUGCAAGUUUGAGCAUCUUAUGAAAUUAGUUCCCCAAUUUUAUGCCAGGAGAUGCAUCCUAGAUUGAAGAUGGCUAUUGUAUUUACAAUGUUAAGCUUAGCUUAUUUGAACUUUUUAUUGCACAUUCCAAUGUCAGGUAUGCUUUUAAAAUAAAUAAAAUAUUUAAAAAUCUGCAAACAAGCAUAAAUGUCUGAAUUUGAAUUACUUUAUUUUUUUUAUAAUUGCAUAAAAAAACCUUUGUUGGCAAAAUAAUCUCCAACCCUUCGUAGAGGGCCAACCUUUUAUUUUGAUUCGUUUAAUUGUCCUGUCUUUACUUUUCUGAUCAAGUCUAAACACAUCUUUUCCCACUAUUUAUUUACUUUUUGUUAGGGCACUAUUUUUUAACAGUUAAUAAUAUGAACACGCAGGGCACUAGUUUUAACAGCUAUUAAUAUGAACACGUAGGGGCACUAGUUUUAACAUUUAUUAUAAUACUAUUACCACUCUUAAUUUCAUAUGCUAUUGGUGAGAACUUUAUUUUAGGAAAGGGUGCAAACAUAUUGUGGUCUUAAAAAAUGUGUAUCUUGAGGGCUAUAGAUUGCUGUAGGCUUCAUAUGAACCAUAUGUCAGUUUUAAUAAAAUAAUCUGACAUAUUUAUGAAUAUGUUGGUUUUUUUUUUUAAAGUAAUAUGUUGAUUACAUUUUAUUGACCAAUGUAUGUGACAUUUUGACAGCAUGAUGUGCAAUUCUUUAAUUCUGAUUACUUAUUACUCGUAAACCCGUCGGGUAUUUAAUUGAAGGUUUUGUAAAUAAUUGCGAUAUAACUGAUUUAGAUUUUUAUUUUGCUAAGUAAUAUUAAACAUUUAUCAAACGCACUCUUAUGGUUUGUAUGAUUGUAUGCGCACUUGCAAAGUAUAAGAGCCUAGAAAGUACACCGCUUAUCAAUACAUUUACUUUAACAAACACUGAUUUUUCAUUUUAAGAAUGUCAUUCAAACUGUUCAGCAUUGUACUGGCCAACCAUAAGAAGUAAACCUAUUUGCAAUACAUUAAAGUGUCUAUGGAGUGUUAAAGAAAUUUGUAUUUUAUUUAUCCCAAUUGUAUCUCAUUAUUUUAAAUGGGUAUUGAUGCUGCAUUGGCUAACUAAGAGAGGAGAGGUAGUGCUUGCACCCACCUGGGGGGGGGGGGAAGGUGUUCGGUUGAGGGUUUUUUUAAGGAUGUAUAGUAGAACCCUUAGGAUGUGUGUUAUAAGAUCUGCCUGGUGGUUUUUUCUUUAGGGCUCCUCCAACCUCGGCCAAUCACAAUUUAUGGCUAUGUUUUCAAUGACACAUUUCAUCAGCUGGUCCAUCAAUAUCUUAAUAUUUCAUCCACAUGGAAACACUAAUUGUUCCAUUGUGAUUUUUAUACUACACUUUAACUUUUUUAUUAUUUCAAUUCAAAAUGAGUUCAAAACAACAAAAAAUGGAUGAACAUGUCCAUUCCAUAGAGUUGCAACAAGGAAAUAGUCAAAUAUUUUUAAUAAACUAAAUAGCUAAAUCUUGAAAACAAAUAUAAUUAAUUAUAAUUGUUUUUAAGAUUUAGCCAUUUUGGUAAUUAAAAGUAUUUGAAUAAUAAAUUUAUAAGAAAAAUAAAUGAGAACUUUGUUAAUUACAAUUACAGUGAUUUUCUGUUUUGCUGACCUCAUUAAUUUACUUGGUUCCUAUGUCGUGCCACCACAGUUACAUAAAUAAUUUCCCAGCAUGUAUCCCAGUCUAACUGCGGCACAUACAAUUAAUGCAAUCAUGCACAUAAAAUUAUCUUAUGUUGUGACAAUUAAGUACUUAGAUUGCUUUAUUUUUCAUUUGGGUUGCAAUUUUCGCUAUAUACUUUUUUUUAAAACAUUUAUAUUAUAUUGAACAAAAGUUUUAUUGAAAUGCAAUGUAAUUAUUGUUAAAAUUAAGCAUCUAAUUAUGUUAAAUUUUUAUUCCAGGUUUCCAUGUGGGGGAAAUAAAAACAAUUUAUCUUCCUCAUUUCUGUUUUGAUGUUUAUUUUAAUAAUUUUUUUUUAAAACCAUGGACCCUACCUGCUUCAUUCUGUGACUAAUUAUAAGAGUGUUGAACUGCAAUAAAGCUUUAAAAUAUAUUAAUUAGACACGAACCAUUUGCGUCAAUAUAACAAUAUAUGUAAAAUUAUUAUUAAAGCUUAACAUAUAGGCCUAUUGUUAUAUUGACACAGAUUGUUGGUGUCUAAUUAAUUCAAGUUACUAAGUAUGUACAUUAGGAGAUGACGUCAGCGAGCUGUCGAGCCUUAACCGUUAAUGCCCUGCAAACCAAAAGAUUUUUUUUUUAAAUGGAAAACAUAACUUGUAAAAGAAAGGAAUUCUAAUUUUCUAUGGUUGGUGGGUAAAUUUUGGUAGGAAAUCGACAAAGAUAUUCUCAAAAAGGAAUUUCUAAAUUUUAUUUAAAGUUUGAGCAGGCGACAUAAAUUCUUAAAAUUAAUUUAAAAAAUUUUACUAGAAAAUUCAUUUUCUGUUAUGGGUUGAACGGAAACUUUUUCAUCUACUUAGGGUGGAAGUGUAAUUCUCUCAAGAGUUUAUGUUGCAAAGUACUUUUAAGAGUCUUUAAGACAUGAAUCCAGACAGACAUAUACGUAACAUAGAGUCUUGUGGCAUAUGAGACUUCCUGAUUGUGCUGUGAUGUAUCAAACUGCUUUCUUGUUUCAUUUGGUAGAUGUUUUUUUUUAAGACGGAUACCCUUGUUGAGGUUUGCUUAUUUAUAUAUACAAUACUUUAAAUCUGUUUGUUUACAUUUUAGCCCAAAUGUGUACAUGUCAGUAUUUUUAGUAACAUACUUUUUUUCUUCAAAUUCCC